GCUUCUACCCCUGUACACUGCCUUCCCUUAAUUUUAUUUCUAUCUGUCUCCUCCAUAACCAAAGGCUAAAAAUGGGUUGCAAGCCAUCUGAAAAUAAACCAAAAGUUAAGCACAGGAAGGGAUUAUGGUCACCCGAGGAAGAUUUGAAGCUCAGAAACUAUGUCCUCAAACACGGCCAUGGUUGCUGGACCUCUGUUCCCGUCAAUGCAGGAUUGCAGAGGAAUGGGAAGAGCUGUAGAUUAAGGUGGAUUAAUUACUUGAGGCCGGGGUUAAAGCGGGGGGCUUUUACACCGCAAGAGGAGGAGACGAUCCUCACCCUUCAUCAUUUGUUAGGCAACAAGUGGUCCCAAAUUGCACAAAACUUGCCCGGAAGAACCGAUAACGAGAUCAAGAACCACUGGCACUCGUAUCUGAAGAAGAGGUUUGCGAAAGCCGAAGAAGCCGAAUCCCAGGCCACCAGGAGUCAAUGCACAACUUCAAGCUCGGAAAACAAAGAAUCUGCAUCGUCUCCUCGAAAUCCCUUGGACCAAACGCCAGGCUAUGCACCAGACAAUCACACGGAACAAUCCUUGGUAAAUACUCAUCAAGCCAUUCCACAACAUUUCGACUUCUCCAGAGACCCUCGAAGAAACCAGGUUCCGCCGAACCUUUUAUUCGCGGAGUGGCUAUCGCCGGAUCAAGAGGUUGGGAGCUUCGCAAAUUCAAGUGAGCCUGUGGCUGCCCCCGACGGAUUUAACCACUGUCCGAGUUCGGACUUCCAGGAUCCAUUCGUGAACUCGUAUUUGUUAAGCGGAGGAGCAUAUGGCGAUGAUCUUCAUCAUGGAUUAAGCAAUACAUUUAGCUCACAAUUCAAGUUCGAUACCCAAAUUUCCGAAGACGAAUUUGUUGGUUCUUUAUCCAAUAUAUGCACCGAUUUCGAUAUGAACAAGGAUUUAAUAUACAUAUGAAAAACCUGGGGAAAGAAAGUUACUUCCUUUCAUUGUAUAGAGAU
This is a messenger RNA of Hibiscus syriacus, 991 nucleotides long. Its product is annotated as MYB-like transcription factor EOBI. Lineage: Eukaryota; Viridiplantae; Streptophyta; Magnoliopsida; Malvales; Malvaceae. The transcript is spliced from 3 exons. Bases 72 to 947 code for a protein of 291 amino acids. The record is from RefSeq and is a predicted model, not a curated record.